CCUAAGACAAAAAAUUGUGUAGAUUCAGGGGCCCUACUACCAUCGCUUAAAGUAAUAAUGUUUCAAUAUUGUUUUGACAUUUUCAUAGAAUCUUUGUAUGAAAAUGUCAAAACAAUAUUAAAAACAUUAUUACUCUAAGGGGUGGUAGUAAGGCCCCAGAACGCUUUCGUUAAAGAAAUAAUCAGUAUUAGUUAAUUUCAAUUUAGUUCGAGCGGUUGCCUUAACAUAACUACUUACAGAGUUAGAUCUAAAAUCUAAAGCUAUAAAACACAAAAACGCUCAUAAAAUUCAAGUAAUUUUAACUUUCUCGUAAAAAACUAAUUAUAUUCAACGAUAGCAUAAAACUUGGCGUAACAGUCUAUAUUGAAGACGUGGAUAUUGUCUAACUUUUUGCGUUUUAAUCGCAGACGACCGAAUUCGAAAAUAUUCGGUUCGAUUAAAGUUAAAAUAGAUAACAGACAUUUACUACUUUAACGCAGAGGUCCCAAAAAUAAUGGUCCUACUAAAAUCAGAAUGAAAUAACACCAACUUCAGAGAUCAGAUCCGGUUUUCGAUAGAGGAAGCAUACGAAAUAAACACGCGCUGAAACAGACUCAGUGUGUGUUGAGUUAAAGUAAAAUCGUUCACCGCUAUUUACCUACAGCUAAAGUCAUUCGUUAAUGAAUACAAAUCGGUUUCUGACAGAAAGCGAUCGUCUGCAAUAGCUCUAAAAAUGAUUAUUUAUUAAUUGUAGACACGGUGGAUAUGCAACAAGUAAAUUUUGUCAGAUUUGAAAUUUCUGUCAUAUUUAAUAGCAUGUUGGACUUGUUUUUCCAAAUUAUGUUGUUAACAGCUAGUACAUUAGCGUCCUCAGAAAUGGAGCCUUUCAUCGUCGGUGGUGACUACACGGACAUCAAGCAAUACCCGCACUCAGUAUUAAUGAUUGUGGAUUGUAAAGAUCCAUUUCUCUGCGGUGGAUCAGUCCUCACCGAACGUAUUGUUUUGACAGCAGGACACUGUAUACAUCCUUGCAAAAGAGUUUAUGACUUCUCAAUUCUUCUGAAAUAUGGACACCAAACAUCAGAACACAUGGCUUCAACUAUGGUAUCGAAGUUUGUAACACACAGUCGAUAUGAUGACGAAUCAUUGGCAAAUGAUAUAGGAAUGGUUUACGCGGAGCAUACUAUAGAAUUAGGUACUACUGUGCAACGGAUCGCAAUUUUAGGUAGACACGUUCGAACGCCCAGAUACGGAUAUGUCGCUGGUUGGGGAAUUAUAAACUCAAAAAGGGAAACUGCGACAAGUUUAAAACACGUGAGACAAACAUUUUCGCCUGGUGGUCUAUGCCGUACACUUGGGUUUUCAUCGCCGGGAAUCAUUUGCACUGGCGGUGCACAUGAAAAGGAAUAUCCAGACCAGGGCGAUUCCGGCAGCGCUCUCGUCAUUUACGACUUCAUCCAGAUUGGGAUUGUGUCCUUCAAGCAUCCGCACUACGGGCUGAUCGGUUACACCAACACCACUUACUACUACGAUUGGAUCGUUAGCACUAGCAAGACUAUUCACUGCAGUUGAUGAAAUAUUCAAUAUAAUGUCGUUGGUAACUUUGGAUGAGCAGCGUAAAUAAAUUAAUUUGUUUAUUAAUUAUUAUUGUUAAAUGGAGGAAGACGGUUCCUGCGAAACUUGGAUACGAAAUUGGAACUUGGAUACUUGGAUAUGAAUUUAUAGGCUAGAUAGCUAGAUAAAAAUGAUAUGGAGUA
Maniola jurtina (meadow brown) is the source of this 1736-nucleotide messenger RNA. Its product is annotated as kallikrein-14-like. Gene Ontology annotation, biological process: proteolysis. The record is from RefSeq and is a predicted model, not a curated record. The transcript has 3 exons. NCBI's taxonomy places the organism in Eukaryota, Metazoa, Arthropoda, Insecta, Lepidoptera, Nymphalidae. The coding region runs from base 745 to 1551 and encodes 268 amino acids. Gene Ontology annotation, molecular function: serine-type endopeptidase activity.